Necator americanus (New World hookworm) is the source of this 1077-nucleotide messenger RNA. RefSeq lists its product as uncharacterized. Gene Ontology annotation, molecular function: ATP binding; cyclin-dependent protein serine/threonine kinase activity. NCBI's taxonomy places the organism in Eukaryota, Metazoa, Nematoda, Chromadorea, Rhabditida, Ancylostomatidae. The coding region runs from base 1 to 1077 and encodes 358 amino acids. The record is from RefSeq and is a predicted model, not a curated record. Gene Ontology annotation, biological process: G2/M transition of mitotic cell cycle; protein phosphorylation; mitotic G2 DNA damage checkpoint signaling. Gene Ontology annotation, cellular component: nucleus. The transcript has 10 exons.
AUGGCAACUGUAACAACACUAUCAACAGGGAAAGUACCUACAGAAUACACCGUAAAGCUACCUUCAAAAGUCUCCGCAAAUGGAAACGAAAACUACAAUCAAAGGGCUUUAACCGGCGACAUGCCUCCUCCUCCUGGUGAACACUAUUCUCUGGAUGAAUUUGUGAAGUUGGAUAAAAUUGGUGAAGGGACCUAUGGAGUUGUGUACAAAGGUAAACAUAAAAAGACAAAUAAACUCGUCGCGAUGAAAAAAAUCCGAUUGGAGGGAGAGGAUGAGGGUGUCCCAUCGACUGCAAUUCGUGAGAUUUCACUACUGAAAGAACUAAAGCACCCUAAUGUAGUUGGUCUGGAGGAUGUUAUAAUGCAGGAGAAUCGCCUCUACCUUAUCUUCGAGUUCCUUUCUAUGGACCUGAAGAGAUAUUUAGAUCAGCUUCCGUCCGACAAGCAAUUGCCUGUAGCUGAAUGUAAAAGCUACAUGUUUCAGAUAUGCCAGGCUGUAUGUUUUGCUCACCAACGUCGAGUGAUCCAUCGUGAUUUGAAGCCACAGAAUCUUCUUGUAGAUGGAAAAGGCGCAAUAAAACUGGCUGAUUUUGGUUUGGCGCGAGCAAUUGGAAUACCAGUCAGAGUUUACACACACGAGGUCGUGACACUAUGGUAUCGUGCUCCGGAAAUCCUGCUUGGGACACAGCGUUACUCGAUGGGUGUCGACAUGUGGUCAAUAGGCUGUAUAUUUGCGGAAAUGGCCAGCAAAAAACCGCUGUUCCAGGGGGACUCAGAGAUUGACGAAUUGUUCCGUCUUUUCAGGAUAUUGGGAACUCCAACCGAGGCCGAGUGGCCAGGUGUAAGUCAGUUGCCGGACUAUAAGCCGACGUUCCCGAAAUGGAAAGGCAGCUCAUUGGCCGAGAAAAUGGCUAACUACAUGGAUUCCGAUGCUAUAAACCUGCUUGAGUCCAUGCUCGUAUACGAUCCAUCCCGGCGUAUCUCAUCACGAAAGGCUCUUCAUCAUCCUUAUUUCGAUGACGUAGAUACAUCUAGCGUUCCAGCUGGUAAUUAUCGCGGUGAAAUGCAACUCGAUUAA